GGCCGAGCAGGAGCAGGAGCGGGGCUGCAGCAGCUGGGCCGGGUCCGGACGGGCCGAGAUGCCCUAUAAACUGAAGAAGGAGAAGGAGCCCCCCAAGCUCGCCAAAGGCACAGCCAAACCCAGCAGCUCAGGCAAGGAUGGUGGAGGCGAGAAUACGGAGGAGGUCCAGCCCCAGUCACAACCCCAGUCCCAGUCUCAGACUCCUUCAUCCAACAAACGUCCUAGCAACAGCACCCCACCACCAACACAGCUCAGCAAAAUCAAGUACUCAGGGGGCCCCCAGAUUGUCAAGAAGGAGCGCCGGCAAAGCUCCUCCCGCUUCAACCUCAGCAAAAACCGGGAGCUGCAGAAGCUUCCAGCCCUAAAAGAUUCACCAACCCAGGAGCGGGAGGAGCUGUUCAUCCAGAAGCUCCGCCAGUGCUGUGUCCUCUUUGACUUUGUGUCAGACCCACUCAGUGACCUCAAAUUCAAGGAGGUGAAGCGGGCAGGACUCAACGAAAUGGUGGAGUACAUCACCCAUAGCCGCGAUGUUGUCACUGAGGCCAUUUACCCUGAGGCUGUCACCAUGUUUUCUGUCAACCUUUUCCGGACCCUGCCACCUUCAUCGAAUCCCACCGGGGCAGAAUUUGACCCCGAGGAAGAUGAGCCCACUUUGGAAGCCGCCUGGCCACAUCUCCAGCUUGUGUACGAGUUUUUCUUACGUUUCCUUGAGUCUCCUGAUUUCCAGCCAAAUAUUGCCAAGAAGUACAUUGACCAGAAGUUUGUCCUUGCUCUCCUGGACCUGUUUGACAGUGAGGACCCUCGAGAGCGGGAUUUCCUCAAGACUAUUUUGCAUCGCAUCUAUGGCAAGUUCUUGGGGCUGCGGGCUUACAUCCGUAGGCAGAUCAACCACAUCUUCUACAGGUUCAUCUAUGAGACAGAACAUCAUAACGGGAUUGCUGAGCUCCUGGAGAUCCUGGGCAGUAUUAUCAAUGGCUUUGCCCUGCCCCUUAAAGAAGAGCAUAAGAUGUUCCUUAUCCGUGUCCUGCUUCCCCUUCACAAGGUCAAGUCCCUGAGUGUCUACCACCCACAGCUGGCAUACUGUGUGGUACAGUUCCUGGAGAAGGAGAGCAGUCUGACUGAGCCAGUGAUUGUCGGACUCCUCAAGUUCUGGCCCAAGACCCACAGCCCUAAAGAGGUGAUGUUCUUGAAUGAGCUGGAGGAGAUUCUGGAUGUCAUCGAACCGUCAGAAUUCAGCAAAGUGAUGGAACCACUCUUUCGCCAGCUUGCCAAGUGUGUCUCUAGCCCCCACUUCCAGGUGGCAGAGCGUGCUCUCUAUUACUGGAACAACGAGUACAUUAUGAGCCUGAUCAGUGACAAUGCUGCCCGGGUCCUCCCCAUCAUGUUCCCUGCACUCUACAGAAACUCCAAGAGCCAUUGGAACAAGACAAUCCAUGGGCUGAUCUACAAUGCUCUCAAACUGUUCAUGGAGAUGAAUCAGAAGCUGUUUGAUGACUGUACACAACAAUAUAAGGCAGAGAAGCAGAAGGGCCGAUUCCGAAUGAAGGAAAGAGAAGAAAUGUGGCAAAAGAUUGAGGAGCUGGCCCGACUUAACCCCCAGUAUCCCAUGUUCCGAGCCCCUCCACCACUGCCUCCUGUGUACUCAAUGGAGACAGAAACUCCCACGGCAGAAGACAUUCAGCUUCUGAAGAGGACAGUGGAGACAGAAGCUGUGCAGAUGCUAAAAGACAUCAAGAAGGAGAAAGUGCUGCUUCGGCGGAAAUCAGAGCUGCCCCAGGACGUGUAUACCAUCAAGGCACUGGAGGCACACAAGCGGGCAGAAGAGUUCCUAACUGCCAGCCAGGAGGCUCUCUGACGUCCUCACCUUCCCACCACAGGGCCAUGGCCCACAAGCCCUGGGACGCUGCCCUAGCCCUCCAUCCUCUGCUCCCCACUGGCUGACUUGGGGCAAGGCAGUGCCUCUCUAGCUGCUCUAGAGAGGGGGGGGGGUGUGACAGUGGAAGCAGGGACACCCACAGAAUGGUCCCUCUUCUCCUCAGUGUGUUCUCGCCUCCCUAUGGCUAGUACCAACAGGCUGAGCACUGAGCUGCUCAGUGCCCAGACAACUUGGGGAUGCCUAUCCCCUCCUGCUCCUAACCCCUCAGCUACCUGAGGCUGCUCUGAGAAAUACACCCAGGAAUACUUAUGCUCUUCUCUUCCCUUCAUCCUCAUUUCAACUCCAGGUGUCUCCUCUUCCUCCCUGGAGAGGCAUCUAGAGAGCAGCAGGAGACGAUUCUCACCAAAGUUAUGUCAAGCCCCAUUUGCCCCUAGACAAUGGCUGGAGGGGGCCAACCCCCAACAGCACAAAUAGGGUCCCCCUGUCCCAGCAGUGUGCAGGCUGAUAGGGUUAUAUAAUUCCCCCUUACCUCCCCUCUCCCUGUCUAAAACAAUGUGGGAGGUCAAAAGGAGAAAAGUAGUUAUGGACAGUAGGUGCUGGAUAUAGGGCCCAGAUGGAUCAAGAGAAGCGGGAUGAACAGACACCCUGCCCUGUGCCCCCUCUUUGAGCGGCAGCCCCAGACCAGAGACAUGGAGGGGACCACCCUGGAGCUGACUGCUUUCCUGUGUUGUUGGUUCCCAAAGCUAGGAGGAAAGAAAAAGAAGCAGGGGGUGGGAGUGUCAGCUCCACAAGCACAGCUCCCUCUAACAUGCAGUUAACCCUUUGUGCUGAUGGUGGGCAAACCCUCAUUUGUCCCUUUCAGAUAUCAUGGAGGGGUAAAGGGGCACAGAAGGGCCAGACCCAGGUUCUCGGGGCACAGGCAGCGCAGCUUUUUGGCUUUGUACAUAGGGUGCUUUAUUCUCUUCAGAGUGAUACAUGCUAAGGUGGGCUGGGCUAGGGCCAAUGUCCCCAUAUGUACAGAACUGAAUAAAGUGGGUCUCUGAGAAGAA
Messenger RNA from Erinaceus europaeus (western European hedgehog), 2925 nucleotides. RefSeq names its product protein phosphatase 2 regulatory subunit B'delta (gene PPP2R5D). Gene Ontology annotation, biological process: protein dephosphorylation; signal transduction. The record is from RefSeq and is a predicted model, not a curated record. Gene Ontology annotation, cellular component: cytosol; protein phosphatase type 2A complex; nucleus. Lineage: Eukaryota; Metazoa; Chordata; Mammalia; Eulipotyphla; Erinaceidae. Gene Ontology annotation, molecular function: protein phosphatase activator activity. The transcript is spliced from 16 exons. The coding region runs from base 59 to 1855 and encodes 598 amino acids.